Messenger RNA from Poeciliopsis prolifica (blackstripe livebearer), 1251 nucleotides. Its product is annotated as TRAF-interacting protein with FHA domain-containing protein A-like. The record is from RefSeq and is a predicted model, not a curated record. Gene Ontology annotation, biological process: canonical NF-kappaB signal transduction. NCBI's taxonomy places the organism in Eukaryota, Metazoa, Chordata, Actinopteri, Cyprinodontiformes, Poeciliidae. Gene Ontology annotation, molecular function: protein binding.
AACAAAUGGUCGGGAGUCAUUACCAGUAGCUACGCUGAUUAUUUUCAGCGAAUAUUUUAUUCUCUCUGAAAAUUGGGAGUCUAUCUAUAUCUUUCUUUGAAGAAAAAGCUUCCAGAUCUCUUCAUCCAUGACUAACGUGUCUCAGACAAUGGAGACAGAGGAGGACCUCCUCACUUUACUCCACAUCAAGUUUUACCACCCUGAGCAAAACUGUAAAGGUCUCUAUGACUUGCUUCCCUUGGGGACCAGGAGCAGACGCUCUGCCGAUGAUCCUCUCAGGCUGGGUCGUGACAGCCAGGCCUGCACCUAUUCUCUGGUUGACCCCAAGGUGUCCCGCAAACAGCUGGCCCUAAACGCCUACCGUACACCCAAUAGCCCGGACAUGCUGUUCUCCAUUCAGAACCUGAGCCAGAGAGGGCUGUCAGUGAACGGAUCGUCGCUGGACUACCUGGAGAGAAUGGACCUUCCAGACAAGGCUCUGAUCCGGUUCUUAGAGUACGAGAUGCUCAUUAUUCGGGAGUCUGGAGAGGCAAAGACCAGUUUUGAGGUGGACAUGGAGGUGCUGACUGUACCUCCCUCCAGGGAGACGUGCACCUGUGAGUCUGGAAGGGCACCAGUCAUGGACACGGGUAUGAUGACUCAAAACAUGGCCUUGCCUCAAGAGACUGAAGAGACACUCAUCUGUUAUUCUAACUGAAUAUUACCAACAAACUAUGGACUUGUCAAAUAGAAUGGUAUGUCUACGAUGAUAUCGACUUCUAUUUAUAUUGCUUUGACCCAUCUGUCAUGACUAUCAGAAAGUUAAUAUAGCAGAUUAGGGUCGUCUUCAAGCUUAGCCAUAAAAUUAAUAUUUCCUGCAUUUGUCUCGAACUCAUUCCAAAACUUGUACAAAUGCUCAAGGAUUCCAUACAGCAACAAGUUUUUCUAGUUCUUUUAAGAGAUAAAAUUACAUUCCUUAUCUUUAGGCUCAGGUUACAGCAAUGAAACCUUUACAAAGCAACACAGUAUCACUAGAGAUGGGAUAUUGCAGUACAUCUUUAGUUAACAUACAAAUUAAAAAAAUACACUGGAAGUUUUAUUCUGAAUAAUAGUAAUAAUUAACUUUGAAUUAUAACAAUAAAUGAUUGUAAAAUUCUUUAACAUUUCCUCUUACAUUUGAAAGUAAAGUCAAUUAGCUCUAAAUCAAUACAAAAUUCUGCUUCUGAAUAUUUACUUUUCUUACACUAUGUUUAUAUACACUAUGACAAAAUG